This is a messenger RNA of Ailuropoda melanoleuca (giant panda), 1062 nucleotides long. RefSeq names its product C-type lectin domain family 4 member E. The transcript has 6 exons. Bases 330 to 899 code for a protein of 189 amino acids. NCBI's taxonomy places the organism in Eukaryota, Metazoa, Chordata, Mammalia, Carnivora, Ursidae. The record is from RefSeq and is a predicted model, not a curated record.
UCUCCUUAUGCAAGAAAGGAAACCCUGACUGAAACACAAAGCCACAGUACACAUUAAUAUUAUGAGGUCUUAGGGUUACACUUCCUAAAAAACAGAAAAAGAUUUGUUUUCCUUGAAUCUUACCAACAAAAUUCUCCUGGACUCAGAAACUGACGAGAGAAGGAGAGAAAGAGAGAGGGGGAGAGAGAGAGAGAGAGAGAGAAUGAAUUCAUCCCAGCCAUCUACAUCAGAAGGCACAGGGGAAGAUUGACCACGUUUGCAUAUUUCUCUCUACAGAGAAAGGAUGCUUAUCUUCCCAAGUGCUCUUAUGGACUGUUGCUGGGGUCUCCAUGCUACUGCUCAGCGCCUGUUUCAUCACCAGAUGUGUUGUGACAUAUCGUGUUUUUCAACUCUGUGAUGAGAAUAAGUUCCAGCCACAUGAGGCGUUCAUGGACUUCUCCUGCUCCAAUGAUGGAUCGGGUUCAGUCAAGAAUUGCUGUCCAACAGACUGGGUGCAUUUUCAAUCUAGCUGCUACUUCUUUUCUACCAACACCAUGUCCUGGACAUCAAGUUUAAAAAACUGCUCCGACAUGGGAGCUCAUCUGGUUGUUAUCAACACACAGGAGGAGCAGGAAUUCCUUUUCUUUGCGAAACCUAAAAGGAGAGAGUUCUAUAUUGGACUGACAGACCAGGUGACCGAGGGUCAGUGGCAAUGGGUAGAUGGAACACCUUUCUCAGAAUCUCUGAGCUUCUGGGAUGUCGGGGAGCCCAAUAAUAUAGUGACAGUGGAAGACUGUGCCACCAUCCGAGACUCUUCGAAUCCCAGGAAAAAUUGGAAUGAUGUGCCCUGUUUCUUCAAUAUGUUUCGGGUUUGUGAAAUGCCAGAAAUAAAUCUUUCAAGCAACAAAAAAAUUAUCUAAGAGCAGAAAGCACAACUUAAAUGCAUAAAUACGGAGACACAAGAGCAUGAACACAACUCCAACCUGAGAGAAGUGUGUCCCACACUUGAUGAGGACUCCAUAGGGACUUCAGGGGGACUUUGUUCCUUUCACUACCAAUAAAAAUAAGUCGUUUUGAAUGUUA